UGGUCCUGAAAACAGACGAGCCACAGGCGGAAUCCCGGGAGAGGCAACUCAGCCAACAACAAGUGACGACACUUAACAUUAGACAGCAACAACAACUCACGCACACAACAGCGCGCUCACGGUGCAGAGAGCGAGCUCGGUGCAGGACUUCCAGCGGGACUCCAGCGGCUUCUGGCUCUGACGUGACGAGGAGGAGAAGCUGGGAGAUUCCCGCCGCUGCCGGUGAUCUGCAAAAACUUCUGACCCUGCCCCCCUGCUACUCACAGCAGGUCCCUGCUCUGAGUGGCCAUGACUGGGCACCACCAUGCCUCAAGUGUCCUUACCCUCCUGGUUCUCCUGACAGGGGCUUCCCUCUUCCAUCUGUCCACCCCCGGUCCUGUCAACACCCCUGUAGGUGUCAGCGGUCCACACACGCUGUCAGGAGACGAGGAAAGAUGGGAUGAGGAGAGACAGUCACUACAGAAAGAAGAGACAGAGGAGGAGCUCUUCAAAGAUGUGGACCCCAAAACCCUGGCAGCGGUUUUACUGGAGGCUCUGAAUCGUUCACAAGUAGAGAGAAGGAAGGAGGGAGGAGAACACGAGGGGAUGGAGGAGGAGACCAAGGCUGAGAGAGAAGUGAGAACGAUGGACGGAGCAGACCGAGACAGAGAUGGACGACAGAAGUUAGAGCUGCUGAUGGCCACACAGGGCAAGGAGCAGGAAAGAGAGGAGGAGGAGGAGAGGAAGAGAGCUCAGGAGGAAGAGGAGAAGAUGACAGAGAAGGUGACCAGUCGUACCACGAGCCAGACAGUCCAGGUCCAAACAGAGCAGCGGCCCUCUGGUCCAGAUGGACGGGGGGAGAGCGGGAAGGUUUCCCCUCAGCAGCAACCAACCAGCACUGAGCAAGGCAGCAACGAGGAGGAGGAGCAGCUCAGUCCAGAGGAGCUGAAGAGCCUCGAGACCAUGAUGAAGGAGUUCCCUCGUUUGGACACAGCCACCAAGAGGAAGGGAGAAUCGGAGCAGAACCAGAGAGAGAGCAGAGGCUACAGCAGCCACAACGACAUCAUACCAAUCAACAAGGGCAGCAACCUCGCCAUGUCCAAGAAGAAGCUGAAAUGGCAGGAAGAGACGCAGAAAGGCCUCAACUUCCCGACAUUCAGGGGAGGCAACUUCAUGGAUGACUUUGACGACAGUAACUAUGGUAACGCAGUACAGUCCCCGCCUCCAGCAGAGCAGGAGGUGAUGGAGGAAGAUGAACCAGAGGACGAGGAGGAGAAGGAGGAGGAUGAAGAGUUGUUGAGUCCAGAGGAGGAGGAGGCUCGGGCCAAAGCGGAGCAGGAGGAGAUGAGGAGGCAGGCGGCCGAGGCGCAGAGAGCCAAGAUGGAGGAGGAGAAGUUGGCCGACAUCGCCUCGGACAUGCUGCUGCGCUACAUGGUCAAACAGAACGGGAACAGGAAGUACAGCUCUUCUCUGUCCAACGCCGCAGAGGACAAGAGGUCCGACGAGGAUCAGGAAGUGAUGGAGGAGGACGACAUUGAUCCUCAGACCAUUGACAAGCUGAUCGAGAUCUCCAGCAAGCUCCACCUCCCCGCCGACGACGUGGUGGACAUCAUCAGCGACGUGGAGAAGAAGAAGAAGAAAGACGUUCCGCCCGAGCUCAUGUCGCGUUGGCAGCAACCUCUGACUCCUCUGUCCUCUUCCUUCUCGUCCACCAAUGGUUUCACAGCACCGCAGGUUUCAACCAAUCAGAAUAACUUCCCUGUCUCGAAGCAACCCUCUCCGCCUGUCGGUCUGCACAAACCCUGGUUCCUGGAGAAAACACCAAAGUCACAGGAUCUGUGGAGCAGACCAAGCCCUCUGCUGGCCAAUGCAAACCUCUGGGCCAAACCUCAGAAGCCUCUGUCAAUCAAACAGGACCUCUGGCUCAAAUCACCCAAGUCUGUUUGGACUGGCUACCCCUCUUACCCCUACGUCUACCCCUUCUACUACCAGAGGAAGCCCUACCCAGACUACUACCCCAUCUAUUUUUCACCUCCCCCCAGACCCAGACCCCGUUACUACAUCCCCAAACCGGCUCUCACCCUCAACAACUUCCUGGGAAACUCUGUGGAUGACGCCCACACUUUCCCUCCCAAACACCGUUACCACAGCUGGGUCCAACCCCGGCUCAGAAAACCCCCCCUCCAGCAGAAGCCUUACUACACCAGCUACCCCCUCCCUCUGUACCCCCGGACAUUUCAGCCGCUCCCCGUUCCCAAAGCACGCCCCCCUCCCCGGAUGCCUGUAAUCUCUCCCGAGCAGCAGCAGAUGUAUUACUCAGGCCCGAGAGAUGAAGAGUAUUAUGCGGCGGGAAAACAGUCAGACAGCAGCAGACGUGACGAGCUGCAGAAAUACAUUCAACAGAUACUGAUGAAGAGACCGCAGAUGAAGGACUGAAGGAGGGAUGAAGGGAGAUAGAGAGAGAGAGAGAGAGAGAGAGAGAGUGAGAGGAGGGAGAUGGAAAUAAGGAGAGAUGACCAGAGGGCUUUUCUUUUUCAUUUUGAUUUGCUGGUGUUUGGUUUUCGUUUUUUUCAUAUGUUACAAGUUUCUUUCUAACAUUCUGAUUGGUUGUUGUCUGGACGAGGACGUUACAGAGGACCUUUUCUUCCAGAGGUGAUCUGGAUAAAAUAGAACUACACCCCUCCUCUGUGAGGGAGGGGCAAGAGGAUGGACGUGGUCUGGACUUCUCAUCCCAACCCCCGGCAUGAAGACGUUCUCCGUUUGGACAUUAUACAAUGCCAGCAAAGGAGGAUGCUUCAUUCUGCUGCACCUUUAACAAAUCAGUCGGACCAAUCACAGAGAGAGAUGGAUGAUGAUGAUGAUGAUGAUGAUGAUGAUGAUGAUGGUGGUGGAGUUUUACUAUGUAGACACAAGAACAUUUGUGGUAUUAUCUCAGGCAGGAAAAAAAAAAUCAUAAACAUCAUUUAUCAGAAAUGAUUUCUGCUACACUGACAAAGGUAUGUGGACACCAAACAUUCAGUCAUGUGAUAAAAGAGCCAAUAAAACAGAUUCUCAUUAAUGUGCUGCUGUAACAGUCUCCUCUGGUUUGAGCCUUUCAUCCAGAUGUUGAACCAGUUCCAGACACAUCAGUGCAGUCCAACACCAAUCCUGGGUCAGUGUCACGUGAUCCAGAUCAUCCAUGAGUCGUUGACCAGUCAGGUUCUCCCACAACAAACUGGGAAACUGAGUCGGAAAAGGAGUCAUGAUGAAACAGGAAAUGACCAAACACGAUCUGCUUCUUUAAUAUCUAAAAUAUCACUGUAAGGUUUCCCUUCAGCACAGGGUGUCCACAUCCUUUUGACCAUGUAGUGUCACCUCUCAGAGAUAAAGAUGUGUGAGUGGCCUAAUGUCCGAGUCACUCCUGCACUCAUCUGAAUGUAUCUGAAUGUGUCAUGUUGUGUUUUUUGUAUAGAAAUCCCCCCCACACACACACACACACACACACAUACUCACACACUCACCUCCUGAUCAUGAAGUAUAACAGCACAUUUCAUCCACAGGGCUGUGGAGCCACACUCACACCACUAUAAUGGCUUUGAUGACUCAUCCUUUUGCAUAACUUCAAUUACCUUGUUGCUAUGGUGCCAAACCCUGGUCAGACUCUAUACGGCAUCUUUUACAGCUGACACCUACAGAGGAGGCUGCAGUGGUGGAGGCUUACUGUUCUUUACUACACAACAAGAGAACGAACACACAAUGUGCCGGCGCAGCUCUGGAAGACUUCCCCGCCCUGUCUGCUCCUACAACACAGAUUCAUUUAUUUAAAGAAAACAGCUUCUCACUGUAGUUUUUAGUAAAUGUUACCAACAGAGAAGGAAAGUCUUCACACUAACUGUACGACAUGUCAUACGACAAUCACCAACGUUAUCUUCCUCCUAUAGAGAUACCCUCCACGGUUCAGCUGCAGCUGCUCAGUGAGGAGCAGUUAAUGUCAUUUUAAUAUUCAUCCUCAUCAUCAUCAUCAUCAUGAAGACUAUUCUGACUUUUUCUCUUCUUCUCUAGAUGUUUUAGGGAAGAGAUUUCUCUCUCAAACAUAACAAAGGGAUUUUCCACUGCUGGGAUUGGAUGACAUACAUCACCUGGCUACAGAUAAUCAGUCAUCAACAAACACCGUUUCUCAGGAGCAAGUGUCGCUCCCUGUUUGUAGGUGUUGUUGACCUUUGUGGCCGUCUGUUGCUAAGGGACGAGCUAACCUCGGCAUCUGUGUCGCCGACAGAUCCGAGUCACGGCAUCGACAAUCUCACGCUGAAGAAGUCAAACAGAGCGGGAAGUGAAAAACAAAGGUCUCUGUCAUCUUUUUCAUUUGUUGUUUUAUUUUUUUAUGAAGUUGAAAAGUCACAGAGUGAGAGAGAGAAGGAGGGGUGAGGUACGGCGUCUGCACGUUUCUCUAUACCUGCAUUUAAAAACUGCUCCUUUUUGUACAAGCAUCAAUUAAAAAAAGCAUAAAAAAAUCUUAAAGUGACAGAAACGAUGACAUUAGUGAACCUGAGCAUCAUUGUUGGAGUCGUGUGUCCAUGGUCUUUCUAGAUGUACCUUGUUAUAACCGUCGUAAUAAACAUGUGUUUGCUGGAUGUAAAUAUGCGCAUGUCAAUGACUACUUUUGCUACAUACAAAGAAACAAAUAAAGUCGACUAUUUUAUUACAAAAGUG
This is a messenger RNA of Seriola aureovittata, 4668 nucleotides long. RefSeq names its product VGF nerve growth factor inducible (gene vgf). Lineage: Eukaryota; Metazoa; Chordata; Actinopteri; Carangiformes; Carangidae. The record is from RefSeq and is a predicted model, not a curated record. The transcript is spliced from 2 exons. Gene Ontology annotation, molecular function: neuropeptide hormone activity. The coding region runs from base 289 to 2415 and encodes 708 amino acids.